CGCCAUCUUGGAGAGGAAUCCCUAGUUUUGAUAGUAAAUGGUAUUGAAAAAUAUUAUUAAAAAAGCACGUUAUGGCGCUCUUCAGGUCUGUUAAAGCUUUGGACAGUUUAGUUUAUGGUUCAAGAAGUAUCUGGGCUUCGUCAGCUGUUUUUGCUAAGCAAAAUAUGGAUCCUAUUCAGGAACUUUUUGUGAACAAGUUAGCAGAAUAUAAAACGAAAAGCAAAGGUGGUAAACUGGUUGACGCAGGGGAAGAAGCAGAUGCAAGAAGAGAAAAAGAGAUAGCUCAGUUGCAAAGAAGAUAUGGCGGUGAUGCUAAACACCUUGAAGAAUUCCCAAAAUUUGACUUCUCACAGAAGUGAAAGUUUUAUGAACUAUAGACUUUUCAAUAUGUGGAUGAACGUUUUUGGUCAAAUGCCUGGUGUUAUGAGAUAAUUGCAUGAUGGCUGAUUGUUUAACAGCUGCAUGUGUGUUAAUUCAGUAUGUGCUGGGUACAUGUAAUGUUAUAAAUUUAUAAAAAAAAACUAUUAAAAAACCUUUAAGUUUUCA
Molecule: messenger RNA, 546 nt
Organism: Dendronephthya gigantea
Lineage: Eukaryota; Metazoa; Cnidaria; Anthozoa; Malacalcyonacea; Nephtheidae
Product: ATP synthase-coupling factor 6, mitochondrial-like
Exons: 1
Coding region: 72-359 (95 amino acids)
Biological process (GO): proton motive force-driven ATP synthesis
Molecular function (GO): proton transmembrane transporter activity
Source: RefSeq, a predicted model, not a curated record